Messenger RNA from Glycine soja, 929 nucleotides. Its product is annotated as transcription factor TT2-like. The coding region runs from base 31 to 852 and encodes 273 amino acids. NCBI's taxonomy places the organism in Eukaryota, Viridiplantae, Streptophyta, Magnoliopsida, Fabales, Fabaceae. The record is from RefSeq and is a predicted model, not a curated record. The transcript has 3 exons.
GAGAGCGAGAGAGACAGAUAAAUAGAGAAGAUGGGAAGAAAGGCCAAUUGUGACAAUCAAUAUGCUAUGAACAGAGGUCCUUGGUCUGCUGAAGAAGACAAAAUUCUUAUGAACGACGUUCAAGUUCAUGGGGAAAGAAAAUGGAGAGAGCUUUCUAAAAGAGCAGGCUUGAAAAGAUGUGGGAAGAGUUGUAGACUCCGAUGGCUGAAUUAUCUCAAGCCAGAUAUCAAGAGAGGAAACAUUUCUUCGGAUGAAGAAGAUCUCAUUAUCAGACUACAUAAGCUCUUAGGGAAUAGAUGGUCUCUAAUUGCGGGACGCUUACCAGGGCGAACAGACAAUGAAAUUAAGAACUAUUGGAAUACUUAUUUGAGAAAGAAGACAGAGCACAAGGACAAGCAUAACAAAAUUCUUAGCCAUAACAACAACAUUCCUAUCAAAUUAAGAAUUGAAUCUCCACAGUGCUCAAAAAAUUCCUCUGGUAAUGUUCUUGAUCCUGCAAAAUCCCCUCACCCGAUGAGGUGUACCAAGGUUAUGAUGCCAGUCAAUGAUUCAGUCAACACAAUGAAUUUGAUUGCAACGAGCUGGGAGAAUCAUAACCCUUCUGCAUCCAUGCCACUAGAUGACCAUAAUCAUUGCUUAACAGGUGUCCUCCAAGACCUUGACAUUAGUGACUUGUUAAUGUCGUAUGAGGAUGAUUGUCGUUUUAAUGGAUAUGCUUGUGUCGAAAUACCCCAACAUAUUUUUAAAGAUGAGACUUGGAGGCUUGAUGAUUCGAUGGGUGAAGAAGCAUGGUAUGAGAAUUGGAAGAUUGACACCUAUUUUCCACAAGAUAUGGGGUUUUCUUCAUUUUAAAAGUGGACAAAAUUUAGGUACAUUACCUUAAAGUGUUUUUAGUAUUGUUAUUCAAUCAAAAUUAGAAUUUCAUUUUA